Messenger RNA from Lutra lutra (Eurasian river otter), 6572 nucleotides. RefSeq names its product pyrimidinergic receptor P2Y6 (gene P2RY6). Gene Ontology annotation, cellular component: plasma membrane. NCBI's taxonomy places the organism in Eukaryota, Metazoa, Chordata, Mammalia, Carnivora, Mustelidae. The record is from RefSeq and is a predicted model, not a curated record. Gene Ontology annotation, molecular function: G protein-coupled UTP receptor activity; G protein-coupled ADP receptor activity; G protein-coupled UDP receptor activity. The transcript is spliced from 6 exons. Gene Ontology annotation, biological process: cellular response to pyrimidine ribonucleotide; G protein-coupled receptor signaling pathway. Bases 554 to 1540 code for a protein of 328 amino acids.
UGCGAGGCACGCGGGAGGCGGGAGACGCUGGGCCGGGAGCUGGGACCGCCGCCUGAGGCCGGUUGAUUUGCGGGUUCGCCUCCUAACGCCAGAGCCUGAGGCGUGCGAGUUCGCCUCUCAGCACCGGAGCGAGCGCCGUUCCCCGCCUGGAGCCGGCUGGUGCUGCGGGGCGCAGGUCACUCCUCUCAAAUGCUGCUCUACUACCGGAGCUGGCCUCCUCGGGAUAAUGAGAAGCCACCUCACUUCCCCUGGCCGUCCUAACAGCUGUGAGUCUUGGUUUGGGAGCGAGGAGGGGUUGGAAGAGGGCUUGGCACCGGCAGGGAGACUCUCACUCAGGUGAAAACAGAAGAAUGAAUGCAUAAAUGAAAGAAAGGCCCAGACAAAUGAAUGAGGUCCAUUGGAUUUAAGUUGUGAAUUCUCGCUGGACACCAGGAAAUGUGGACAUGCUGGUUGGGAGAUAAGAAGACUGCAGCCAAAAGAAGGACCAUGGCUUUGGAAGGUGGAGUCCAGGCUGAGGAGCCUCUCUGGAUGUAGGAAGCGCAGUCGGGCAGCCAUGGAGUGGGACAAUGGUACAGGCCAGGCCCUGGGCUCCGCGCCCACCACCUGUGUCUACCAAGAGAACUUCAAGAGACUGCUCCUGCCACCUGUGUACUCAGUGGUGCUGGCGGCUGGCCUGCCCCUGAAUGCCUGUGUCAUUGCCCAGAUCUGCACCUCCCGCCGGGCUCUGACCCGCACAGCCGUGUACACCCUGAACUUGGCCCUGGCUGACCUGCUGUAUGCCUGCUCCCUGCCCCUGCUCAUCUACAACUACGCCCAGGGGGACCACUGGCCCUUUGGCGACCUUGCCUGUCGCCUGGUCCGCUUCCUCUUUUAUGCCAACCUCCAUGGCAGCAUACUCUUCCUCACCUGCAUCAGUUUCCAGCGCUACCUGGGCAUCUGCUACCCGCUGGCCCCCUGGCACAAGCGUGGGGGCCGCCGCGCGGCCUGGCUGGUGUGCGGGGCCGUGUGGCUGGCCGUGACAACCCAGUGCCUGCCCACAGCCCUCUUCGUCGCCACUGGCAUCCAGCGUAACCGCACCGUCUGCUACGACUUGAGCCCACCGGCCCUGGCCGCCCGCUAUAUGCCCUAUGGCAUGGCCCUCACCGUCAUUGGCUUCCUGCUGCCCUUCAUCGCCCUGCUGGCCUGCUACUGCUGCCUGGCCCGCCGUCUGUGCCGCCAGGACGGACCAGUGGGGCCAGUGGCCCGGGAACGGCGCGGCAAGGCAGCCCGCAUGGCCCUGGUGGUGGCAGCUGCCUUUGCCAUUAGCUUCCUGCCCUUCCACAUCACCAAGACCGCCUACCUGGCAGUGCGCUCCACAGCUGGUGUCCCCUGCCCCGUGCUGGAGGCCUUUGCCGCUGCCUACAAGGGCACGCGGCCCUUUGCCAGCGCCAACAGCGUGCUGGACCCCAUCCUCUUCUACUUCACUCAGAAGAAGUUCCGCCGGCGGCCACAGGAGCUGCUCCAGAAACUCACAGCCACGUGGCAGCGACAGGGUCACUGAGUCCGCUGGGGCAGGACACCUGGGGCCUGGGCACCAGAAGCCCCUCCAACCCCAAACCAGGCAGAGAAUUAGAGCUUAGCUCAGCUGGGCAUGGAGUGAGGUCCCCCACAGACUCCAGAAUCUCACCGAUGACUAUUCCUUGAGCCCAUGCUCUGGACCUGUGGGCGCAGAGAGACAGGCUUGAACCUGGCCUUCCAGAAGGUGCCAGUCAGCCCCCCGGGGAGUCAGGGAAGCUGCCAGAAGCUGUUCGCAAAAAUACGGCAUGGCACGUACUGUAAUUGAGGAGUGUGCUGGAUGCUUUGGAGUCAGCAGUAUAGGGACUGAGGGAAGAUGGGAGGAGGAGGUGAGAAGUUCUGGAAAGGAGUGUUCUAGCUGGACUUUGAUGGGUUGAGUAUGAGCUCUCUGGAGGUGUGUGAUGGUCCCUUCAUUCAGUGCACCUUUACCUACACCUUGUCCUUGGGCCUGGGUUGAUUCAGGGGCACUGGGAGAACCAGUCCUAGCCCUGCCCCAUAUAGGCUCCCAACUACUGGGCUUACAGACACUUGACACAAUGAUGUCAAGGCUGGGACAGAUAAAUAGAGAAUGUCCAUGAUCCAGUCCAAGGAGUCAGGAAAGAUCUCUUGGGAUGGGAUGGGGUGGGGGGGCAUCUGAACCAGAUGUUGAAGACUGAGUAGGAGGUCAGCCAAUAGAAGUGGGAGCAUGUUCCCACAACUCUAGGCUAGACUCUGCCCUGGGGUAGAGGGGUAGAGAGAGCUGGGGUGGGGGGCAGGCAUAUGGCCUCCUGUGUGUGAAAACUGGGGAAAUGAGAGCUGUCCCUUGGCCACCCUCCAUAUAAGGGCAAGCGUGGCCUCAAAUGUUUCAGCCUGUGGGGACUCGGCAGAGGAAGGAAUCAGAGCACGUCUUCAGAGAGGUGGAGCUUGAGCUGGGGAGGAAUCCAAAAUGUAGAGAGAGGCAGGCUGCUCCUGAUGGAAGGCACUGUGUGUCUAUAAAACCCCAGAGGUGGAGAUGUGCCGACUCUGGCCCUGAACAGUGAGUUUCCGUUAAGCCAGGAGGGGGCGGUGUGGGCAGAACCAGAGCACUGAAUGCCAGGAAGAGCCCCAGACUCUAUCUCUUCUCCACCUACCUCUUCAAAUGUGCCUCUUUCAGCCUCGGGGGAGCCUGGGUGCCUGAGAACCCCUCCACCAGGCCUCCCAAGUAAGAGGAAAUACCCCUUCAACAGUGCUUCAUUCUAGCUUGAAGAGGUGCAGGGCCACCAGGAGGCUGCAACAUAGAGGUGCAGAGGUCCUGUGGCCAGGAGCCUGCCAACCAAUCUCAAGAUAGCCUGUUCCGUGUGUUCUGCUCCUGCCCUCCCGGCUCCAUCAUUCUGGCCUGUGGGUGCCUGAGAGCCACUGGAGGCCAUCUCAUGGAGGCAUCUCAAACACACCUGAGCCUUCGAAAGCUUUGGAAAGGCAUCUUCACUGAAGAUCUCUGAGGGAUUCCACCACAUAAGAACUCUUUACCUGCUCUUCCCACCCACGCCUCCUUUUAGCCCUUAUUAUAGAGCUCCUUAUUUUCUCUGCUCCUUUUCCUCUCUAUCUCCACCACCCUGCCCACCCCAUCCCCCACUUCACUUCUCCUCAGGUCCCUGUUCCCUCCUCCCAGAGCUCAGCUUUCCUCCUGUAGAACAAUCUAGCCUUCCCUUGGCUGCUGGUAUACCACUCAGACCCUGUACACAAACCAGCCGUGACCAAGAGCCUCCCUUCUCAGAAAGUGGAGGGGUGAGGGCAGGGCAGAGGGACAGGGCAGGGAAGGGAAGGACUGUGUAACUUAGUAUUUUUCUUUUAGCCCUCUCAUCUCCAGGGCUGUUGGGCAAUGGGGCCCUUCAGAGAAGGACUCUGCCGGAGUUAAACUCCAUAGUCAUGCUGGAGACGUGCUUGCAGCUGGCUGAGGAAGGGGGAAAACCAGGCCCAGCCCAUCUUGGAAAUCCAUCAAAAGUGCCCCGAUAAUUUGGACAGAAGGAACUCUUUGGGUUACAGCAGAAAGACGUGAGGCAAUGUCAGAAGAGGUCUGUUCCCUCUACAAUGCAAUGUCAUGCCAAGCACUACAGAUCCUAAUUACUUUGCAUCUUGUUCCGAGUCAGCUGCCAGUCCCGGGCAAGUAGGGGAAUGGGCGACCAGAAGGCAGAGGACCUCUGCCCACAGUGCCGGCUGAGCCCUGUGGGGACUCCCAGGUGACCGUGCAGCAGACUGCCAAGAACUGUGACGCUCUGGUUACUUUUCCAAGAAUGGAAAUGGUGGGCCGCAGGUGAAUCCCAUUCCCAGCUUCCCUUUGAGAGCCAGAAUCGCAUAAAGGGUAGGGAUUCCAGAGCCAGGUCCCCUUGGUGUUUAUCUUGGCCCGACCACUCAGCAGCUGUCUUACUCUGUGCCAGUUCUUUAGCCUCCUUGUGCCUUAACUUCCCCAGCUGUAAAAUGGAAAUAGUAACGAUAUCUAUCUUGUAAAAUGGUUGUGAAGAUUAAUACGUGCAAAGCACUUAGAAUAAUAUCCGGAACAGAAUAAGCGUGCAAUGCCUGGUACUAUUAUAAUGAACUUGCCUAUUGUACGCACAAGUUCCUUUAGCAUCUCUCUCUAGGAACUGGCCUGGGAGGUUUCUAAACAAGAGGCUAAGAGCAGAGGAUUUCUCCUUGCCUUCACCUGGAAGGCAGCUGGUCUUCUAAGAAAAAAACUCAGCACACUUUUGUCAGAACAAGGGCCAUAAUCCAUGAGCCCCAUCUGUUCCUGCGAGAAGGAAAAGUCAUUUAUUACAUGAGAGUACAAGGAAUUCCAGGUGCCAUUCGGGGAGCCUGAAUUGCCCCCUUCCUUUUCCCUCCUUUUGUCCCCACACCCCUACUCUCUUCACUUUAACCCAGAGCACACUCCGUGAUGGGGGAUCAUAAUGGAGAGGUCUGCUUGCUGGGGUGGAGGGGACAGAGACAAGGUGUGGGGAUAGAGCAUGGUGAGGGGUCUGGGGAGCACAUGGGUUCACAGGGGUCCAGGGUGAUUCUCAGGGCUUGGGGAAGACUUCCUGGGAGGUAGAGUCGUGCCACUGGGGCUUGAAGGAUGGCUGUAAUUAGACUGAAGACGAGAGGGCCAGGUUGUUCCUGGUGCAGGGAACAGCACAGCCCAAGGCAUGGAGGCUGUUGGAGGAUGGUUAGGAAGGGUUGUGGCAUGAGAUUGGGCUUAACAGCUGUCCUGGCUAGAGAGUCAAAAGCUUGGUGCCAGCCCAGGGAAGCACCGGGAAGUCACAACAAUGACAGCAGUGGCCAUUCAGCUGGGCUCUGCAAGUUCUAGGCACUGUGCAGUGUGCUGUAUACACAUUUUCUCAUUUAAUCCUUACAUUACCUCCAAUUACAGAUGGGGAAACUGAGGCCCAGUUGUGGGAAUCAACAUGUCAAGGUCACACAGUCUUUUUCUAAACCAGAUACUAGGAUGCCCCCCUCCAGCUCUUCCAUACUCCCUCCCUUCCCUUUCCUUUCUUCAGUUGCCUUCCAAGUGUCCACCUGCCUCAGCCAGUCCUAGUAACGGGACCGCCUAGGAAGUUGUGACAGAGAUAGCUAAGUGCCAACUGCAACUCUCUUUUAAUUGGGCACCUGUCCUCCUAGGAUGAAAACUUCAUUUCCCAUCCUUACCUGUAGCUAAGUAUGACCAGGUACCUUAAUCCUGGGCAAUUGGAGAUAAGCAAAGUACCUUAAGGCAAUUUAAUAUGGGGAGGGGGUGAAUGUCUGUAAAAGAGUGGUAGUAUCUGUCUGUCCUUUGCCUCCCCUCCCUUCUCACUGCUUACAAAGAGGACAUCACAACUGGAGCACCAUCUUGGACCAUGAGAAACAGCUUGGGUUUCUGACCAUUCUGGUUUGGGACCACCUAAAUUGGGACUUUUGCACAAGAAAGAAAUAAAUGUCUGUCUUUUCUAAGCCACUAGCUUUCCGGGCUGUUGUUACCCACAGCCAGAUGAAUCCCUUUAUUCGGGUUCUAUGCUGAAAUGAGGACCUAGGGGGAGGCCAGGCAGUGUCCUGGACUGGGGUGGGGGCCAGUGUCUUGCCUGGUGACAAACUAGGAGUCAACAGGGUCUGGGGAUACCCAAGAAGGCUUAGAAAAGUUGCUGCAAAACUUGGGGAAUGGUCGUGCUGCGUUUGGCUGGAGGCUUAAGGGGUGGAUGGGUUUCCUGAGGGAGAGACUAAGAAGGAAGGGCCUGGAGAACCCUGGGAAUUCCAUUAAGGGGGUGGGGAGGAUGGGGAGCCAGAGAUACGGCCUGGGGUUUUCAGAGUGGUGGUGGAAGGGGAGGUGGGUGAGGAGAGGAAGUGGAGGUGAUGGGUGGGGAAGAAAAGAGAGAAGAAGUUUCCCAGGGAGGCCCCGUCCAGGGAAGGCAAUUCUAUGACAGGAGACCUGUGAGUGUUGGCUGUUGUGAGUUGAGGACAGGGGCAGGGCAAAAGAUGGAGGAGAGAGAGAGUCAGGAACCAGGGUCUGUCCUUUUGGAAAAGCCCAGGGGCGCUGGAUCUGUCCUAGCAACAGAAGCAGCUUUCUCCUCCCUCCCUCAUUCAUUUGUUCCCCACACAUUCUCUCUGCUCCUCCAAGAUGGCAAUGGGAACACAGAGGCAGCUCAGACCCAGACCCUACCCUCAGAAAGAAUCUGGGGGUGAGGGUGGGGGUACAGACAAGGAAGCAGUUCAGCCACUAGACAACAUUUAUUGAACAUUGAACACCUACCAUGUGCCAGGCAUCAUGCUGAACAGUGGGUCCCUGCCCCUCAAGGAGUUCCUAGUCUGAUGGAGGAGAACGGCAGUAAUGAAAUAAACAGAAACCUGGAUCAUUACAGCUAGGGGAAGAGAGCUCAGAAGAACAUAAAGAGGGGUAGGGGGCGGGGCGCCUGGGUGGCUCAGUUGGCCAGCUGCCUUUGGCUCUGGUAGUGAUAUCAGAAGCCCCACCUCCGGCUCUGCAGGGAGCCUGUUUCCUCCCUCGGCCUGCCUCUCCCCCCAGCCUAUGAAUAUGCUCUCCCCGCCUCUCUCUCAAAUAAGUAAAU